Molecule: messenger RNA, 4737 nt
Organism: Chilo suppressalis (striped riceborer)
Lineage: Eukaryota; Metazoa; Arthropoda; Insecta; Lepidoptera; Crambidae
Source: the annotation of a GenBank genome assembly
UAUCCCGCUGUAAUCUGUCUGUGGGGUUUUUUUUUUGGCGGGAUUUCAUCGAGUGCGGUUGGCGUCUUAUUUUAAUUAUUCUUAAAUUCGUUCAUAGUGGAUAUUGUGAAAUAAAAUUGGUGUGGUUUUGUGUAACAACUGUCUGCGUAACUGAAGAAUUAGUGGAAUCAUUAAAAUAUACGCUAUUGCGGUCAAGUGGACGUGAGAAUUUUAUUGUAGUGUUGACUACCUCACAGAAGCUUAUCGAAAAAGCCAACUCGAUACAUUUCGUGCCAAACACUCCAAGAAACAUUAGAAUGCGUCACACCGACAUUCUAAUGUAAAAACAAAAAGAAGAUUAAUUUAAUUAAAGACCAGGCUGUAUGGGCAUUGUUCCCUUUGCCUUCCCUAAAACGGGAGAACUUCAACAAAAAAAAAAAUCUGUGGUAAUAAAUCACCAGUAGCAGUUUUGUAAAGUCAGCAUCUUUUGCACAAAGUACAAUUUUUGAAAAUCAUUUCCGAGUGUACUAAAAGUAAAGGCUUUAUUGUAGAUAAUAUUCUAGAACGAAUAAUGUGAUACUUUCACUAGUUAUUUCUAAUUUUCAAAGUUUGUUUCCCACAAUGUCUGAACCAAAUAAUCCAUUCGCUGGCUUGAUAGGCGUAUCAGAAGUUGAAUCAACAAAUAAUGAAGCUAAUACAGGUCUGCAUAUCAGUUCGAAAAGUACACAAGAAGUCGAAGAAAUUCAAUCAAUAAAUAACAUUGUUGAAAACGUUUUCCACUUCACCAUCAACCCUAAUGCAGCUGAUACUUGUGCAAGCUCUGACAAACAACUAGUGUAUUUAGAAGAAUUGGCAGAAGCAACUAAACCACAUAUAUAUAUUGAUUUGGAAGCUUUAGAACAAGCACUCUUUGAAAGGUUACUUUUGCCAGAGAUUGAAUCUUAUGUCAUUCCAAAGACAUGUAAACAAUUCAAGGAGCAUGUGAUACAAAAACAGGUUUUCCCUUAUUUAUUCAGUUCCGUACAAAAUCUUCAAACUUAUCACCAAGUGAAUAAAAGUUAUAUCAAAAACACCAUACAGAAAAUGAGAGAACUGAUAUUUAGAAAUGCUGUUACUGCUUUGAAACAACCUGCUUUGUUUGAAGGUCAAAACUUUUCAAUGCAACUGAUAGAGCUAUUACAGCAUGUUGACCCACAGAGUCACACAUUUUUUGUAGAAAUUGUGGAUGCAUUUGUCAAAGAUGUUUCAGCUGAUGAAAAUGUACAAAACCAACUGAAAGAAACAAUGAUUCCUGUGCUCAAAAUAAUUCAUACAGAUGUAAACAAAUCAAAUCUCAUCAACCUGCCUAUUUAUGUUUUACCGUCAAUUCAGAUAUUUGCAGGUAAUGCACAUUUGGCUCCAAUCUUAAUGGAUGCCUGUGAACCAUAUAUUCAGACAAAUGGACGUCUAUAUCAAGAUUCACUACUUGGUGCUCUGUUAAGUUUAUCAGUUCUACCUAGGACUGCUACUUCUCUCCACGAGUUUUUUGACAACCCUAUGGACCAGGCUGCAACUUCUAUGAUGGAGUCGUCUUUAUGGAAUGCAUCUUCUCAUUUAACAAAUAAUUUGCACAGAAUCUUCCUUACUUUAUUAAAAGCAGGUCCUCAAAUGAGAAAUCGACUUUUGACAUGGAUUGGGAAAUGUCUCAAAACAAAUGUUGCUAGAGGGAAACUUUGGAAUGUUCAAGCUGGUGAAGUUAGUGCUGCUACAUUAAGUUGUGUGUCUGAUGGAUUCAUGUUAAAUCUUGGGGCAGUAUUAUUACAUUUGUGUCAACCAUUCUGCACAACAUCUAAUGACCAGAAAGCAUUGAAAAUUGAUCCUACUUAUGGGUCUGUAUUACCUGAAGAAUGUGCAGCUAAGUCCGUGCAUUUGGACUGUCUUCACAGUGAAACAUGCUUAUUGCCAGCACUGGAUGGGGAAGACGGUCAGACAAUAAAGAGACCCACUGCUGAAAUGUACAAUUUUGUUACAGAAUGCUUUUUUAUGACACAAAAGUGCAUAGAUUUAGGUGUAAGAGUAUGUGCAGAAAAAUUAUGGCGAUGUGGUCAAGACUUGGCCCGGGCGCAACGAGCACUAGCAGACGUUGCAGCAAGUGCUCAUCAUCUACUGGAACCGAUGAGGCAAAGGACACACCAUCUUAUGACUAGAUUCUUUAGUCUCCGGUGUGCGCUACUUGAGAAUGACAUGCUUACAAAUCUAAAUCGUUUGCAAGCUGCCACUUGCACAUGGCUAGUGCAAGUAGCAAUAAGACCCAACACUUCAGAACCUCAAGCGAGUUACGCGCCUACUACAGCCAUGCCAAUAGAAAUGCCAAUUACGACACCACCGCCGGAUACCCUCAGAUGUAUCCCGGAAUUCGUAUUAGAGAACAUCGUAGUUUUGAUCACUAUGGCGCGACGGACGGUGGGAGCUAUCACAGAGGAAGCUGAUAUAGCUGGCCUUUUGCAUCCGGCGCUUACACUAGUACUCACCUUUAUGGGAGAUUCUUCGCGCACAUACAACCCACAUCUCAGAGCUCGCCUGGCAGAAUGUUUAGAGGCUAUGUUACCAAACCACCCAGAGGAUCAACAGCCACUCAGCAAUUUAGCAUCAUUCUAUAGAGAACAAUUAUUCAAAGAACAUCCACAUCGAUUACAGCUGGUGCCUUGCCUUCUGGACGUAUUCGUGGGCAUCGAGAUGACAGGUCAGAGCGUUCAAUUCGAGCAGAAGUUCAACUACCGCCGCCCCAUGUAUCUGGUCAUGGACUUCCUAUGGGGCAUAGAGGAACAUAGGGACGCUAUUACGCGCCUAGCUAAUGAAGCCGAGGCUAACAUGGAGGCGGUUCACCCACCUAUAUUCCUGAGAUUCGUCAACCUGCUGAUGAACGACGCUAUUUACUUACUCGACGAAGCGCUCGGCAAUAUGGCGCAGAUACGAACUAUGCAGAUCGCACAGGAGACAGGCGCGUGGAACAAACUAUCCGCACAAGAACGGGAACAGAACCUCGCCAAUUUAUCACACACGGGUAACCUGGCGCGAUUCGACAACAUUCUGGGGCGGGAUACUACACGAACGUUGGCGCGGCUCACUGCGCAUGCGCCGCGUGUGUUCUGCCAUCCCACGCUGGUGGAGCGCGUCGCCUCCAUGCUCAACUACUUCCUGCUGCACCUGGUGGGGCCCAACAAGAAGAGCUUUAAGGUAAAAGACAUGAAGGAGUUCGAGUUCGACCCGGCGAGUACCGUUCGCGACAUCUGCCGCAUGUACGUGGAGCUGGGCAGCAACGAGCGGUUCUGCGCCGCAGUUUCGGACGACGGCCGCUCGUAUUCACCGCAACUGUUCACUCUAGCGGAAGCCGUGUUAGUUCGAAUUGGUGGCGGCGGUCUAAUCAGCUCGCUCCAAGAAGUGGCAUCCCGUGUCAGUCUACGCGCCGAACAAAGGCAACGCGACGAAGAAAUCCUAGCCAAUGCACCCGAUGAAUUCCUCGACCCUAUAAUGAGCACCCUAAUGAUGGACCCUGUGAUACUGCCCAGCUCUCGCACCACCGUCGACCGGACUACUAUCGCCAGGCAUCUUCUUAGCGACCAAUCAGAUCCAUUCAACCGAUCACCUCUCUCCAUGGACCAAGUCAAAUCUAACACUGAACUCAAAGAAAGAAUUCAUGCUUGGAUAGCCGAAAAGAAAGAGAAAAUUGCUCAAACUAGGACCAGUAAUAUUUAGGCAUAUUACAAUAAAAGACUGUUCAUUACGACAUAACAUGAUAGACUAGUAUCAAUCUAGAGUAUUCUAGGGUAAAUGAGCAGUAGAUCGUGUGAUAAAGUUUGUAAACACAACAUUUUACAAAAAAGGCGUGCUAUAAUUUUCGUAAAUAUCUAAACUAUUCGUAUGAAUGUCCUUACAUGUGAACAUGGCAUAGACGAUUUUUUAAAUUUUAUACAACACUCGUGGAAGAUUUUUGAUAUUAAAUGAAAAUCAUGCUACUAUAGGUAGACCGCUAAACUGAGACCUCGCCGGCGGGGUAAUAAUAGAAGAUUCGAACCUACAUCGACCUUCACCGACACAUAUUUUAUCAUGAAUUUAGUAUAUUACAAAAUAUAUUAAAUAUAAAAUGGGGGGCCUAAAAAAAUCCUGGACCGACUAUUUUUAAUAUUUUCUACAAAAAAAUAUUUAAAAAAAUAUAUGUUGCAAUACAUCAGAUAAUAAAAAAAAAUGUUUGACUUAAAGUAUAAAAUAUAUAAUGUGUAGCCGUUGGGUAAUGUAACUGGCAUCGACAUACCUGUUUAUACCUGGUAACCCAGUAGUUCGCCCAGGUAAAUAGUAGACAACGUUUUCUUAUAAUCUUGAUGUUGCAACAUUUAAUUUAAAGUAUACAUUUUUUAUUUUUUUUUAGGCAACCGAUUUUUAAUAUAUUUUGUAAUAUACCAAAUCAUGAUAAAAUAUGUUUCAUUUUAUUAUCAGCUCGAUGAAGGUCGAUGUAGGUUCGGAUCUUAGACCAUAAAGGGUAAAGGACGAGAACGGGGACCGUAAGAGGUGCGGGCGGCGGGCGUUUGUAAUUUUGACAGAAAUGAUAAUUGAAGAAUGUGCAUACAGCCCGCACCACGCGAAGCGAGGGGAGGCAGUCUAUAAUAUAGUUACACUUAUUCAUGUAUUUACCAAAGAGAAAAAAGUUGGUGAAAAUAUUCUUGAGUGAACAAAACUCAUUCUUCUAUUUUGCCCUAUAAUAAAUUAUGGUGUAUUUGGUAG